Schizophyllum commune H4-8 is the source of this 555-nucleotide messenger RNA. RefSeq lists its product as uncharacterized. The transcript is spliced from 3 exons. The coding region runs from base 1 to 555 and encodes 184 amino acids. NCBI's taxonomy places the organism in Eukaryota, Fungi, Basidiomycota, Agaricomycetes, Agaricales, Schizophyllaceae. The record is from RefSeq and is a predicted model, not a curated record.
AUGGCCGCCGCCGCUGCUAAUGCGGGGCGCGAGGACUACCAACAUGCGCGCCAGCGGAACUUCGGCGGCAACCCCGGGAACUCGGUCAACAUCGAGGAGGUCGUCGGCGGGAUGGAGGCUAGCGGGAUCCAGCGCACGCCCCUCGUCGCGCGCACUGCCAAUGCCUUCGCCGGUCGCACGCAAAGCGCUUGGAUGAACCAGCAACCGCAAGCCCAGCCCCAGCAACGUCACAAGCCCCACCGCCAGUCCUUCGUCGCUCAGCAGGACUCUGGCCUCGGCAAUGCCUCUCACCCCGGCAACAUCUCGUACUCCGGCAACGUCUCCGACCGCUCGGAGAGCAUGCACGACGCUGAAUCGGUCCGGGAGAUGCUCAUGCCUGCGCAACCGCAACAGCCACGCCACUCGAUGACGCAUCAGGGACUGUCGACGAACCAAGCUGGCUCGUGGGGUCGCGCGAUGUCGAGCGCAACGCGGCCGAGGAUGCAGUCGAAUGCUUUCCCCGCAAGCGCUUCAAGACCUGCUGGCGUCUUCCGACCAUCUCGCGUACCUCGCUGA